GGAGGAAACAUGCGUUGGACAAAGCAAAGAACAGUUCCAUGCCCGCCAAUGUGUCUUGACUAGCCGACUUGCCCGAUUAGGACUUGGGAUGAGGCACCAGCCUGUCAGGACGCUUGCAACAUCAACAACCCCUGUGUUCGUCUUGAGUGCGUCUCGGACUGCUCGGGGGGUCAACUGUCAGUCAGGUCGCCCUCUACCGUCGGUCAGAGGAUGUCAGCAUAGCAAUCCGCCCCUCUCCCCCCUCUUCCCUGCCUUUCCACGCCUCUCUCAAGUGUAUAUCACUCCAAGAACCUUGCUUUCGUCCUCGAUUCGAUUUUCCACGGCGAAACUCAUUCAACUACCUACCAUGCAUAGGCUCCCACUGCACAUCAUUUUGCGUUUGGGCAUGGGUGGCACGGCGCAACGCAACUCGGCAAACCUUGUCAUCGAAAGGAAUCAGCCGGAUUGUGGGGGGGCCGGCACAUUGCGAUCACUCACUGGAACACAGUUACCUCACUUGCCCUUGUACAGUCUUCCGCACGGGAAAUAUGAUGGCCAUAGAGCUGUUUCACCACUUUGUGAUCAUCACGGUUUAAAGGGGCUUACGACCGAUACCUUGGCUCACAGACAUUGCUUAUGGUCCAAUUUAGGUUUCAUUGCCCCGAACAAACAAGUUAGUUAGCCGUCGAGCUUUCUUGAUCCUGGAUGGUCAAGUAAAGUGCAGGCUUUCCAUCGUUUGUGUGCUAUUCCCGACGGAUGGCGGCAGGAUUCGUGACUCGAAG
Colletotrichum navitas is the source of this 761-nucleotide messenger RNA. RefSeq lists its product as uncharacterized. The record is from RefSeq and is a predicted model, not a curated record. The coding region runs from base 89 to 661 and encodes 190 amino acids. The transcript has 2 exons. Lineage: Eukaryota; Fungi; Ascomycota; Sordariomycetes; Glomerellales; Glomerellaceae.